Messenger RNA from Myotis davidii, 1032 nucleotides. It is a transcript of the gene RILPL1, whose product is annotated as Rab interacting lysosomal protein-like 1. Bases 88 to 1002 code for a protein of 304 amino acids. Gene Ontology annotation, cellular component: ciliary basal body; cytoplasm. The transcript is spliced from 7 exons. Gene Ontology annotation, molecular function: protein dimerization activity. Gene Ontology annotation, biological process: cilium assembly. Lineage: Eukaryota; Metazoa; Chordata; Mammalia; Chiroptera; Vespertilionidae. The record is from RefSeq and is a predicted model, not a curated record.
CCGCGCGAGCCCGCGGCGGACCUUGGGCAGGUCUCACCUGGGCAGGUCCACACGGGAAGGGCGCCUCCUGUUGUUUGCAAAGUUGCCAUGCGGGCCAGUGUGCCCGAUGCCCCAGCCCCGGCAGCUGGUGACCCCGCGCCCGCGCCCUCGCAGGAGCUGGAGCUGGUGGAGGACGUGUGGCGGGGGGAGGCGCAGGACCUCCUGUCCCAGAUCGCCCAGCUGCAGGAGGAGAACAAGCAGCUCAUGACCAACCUCUCCCACAAGGACGUCAGCUUCUCCGAGGAGGAGUUCCAGAAGCACGAAGGCAUGUCGGAGCGGGAGCGGCAGGUGAUGAAGAAGCUGAAGGAGGUGGUGGACAAGCAGCGGGACGAGAUCCGCGCCAAGGACCGGGAGCUGGGCCUGAAGAGCGAGGACGUUGAGCUGCAGCAGCAGCAGACGCGGCUGAUGAAGAUCAACCACGACCUCCGGCACCGCAUCACCGUGGUGGAGGCGCAGGGCAAGGCCCUGAUCGAGCAGAAGGUCGAGCUGGAGGCCGACCUGCAGACCAAGGAGCAGGAGAUGGGCAGCCUGCGGGCGGAGCUCGGGAAGCUACGCGAGCGGCUGCGGGGCGACCCCAGCCAGAACGGCGAGCAGGAGCCCGAGGCGGAGCCCGGCGGGGAGGAGAGCAUCUCGGAGGCGGAGAAGGCGGCCAUGGACCUCAAGGACCCCAACCGGCCCCGCUUCACGCUGCAGGAGCUGCGGGACGUGCUGCACGAGAGGAACGAGCUCAAGUCCAAGGUGUUCCUGCUGCAGGAAGAGCUGGCGUACUAUAAGAGUGAAGAAAUAGAAGAGGAAAAUCGAAUGCUCCAGCCCCCGCCCAUCAUCCACCCGAGGAUGUCCCCCCAGCCGGAGUCUGGGAUCAAGCGACUGAUCUUUACAGCCAUAAUGCCCAUGGUAGCGGCUGGACUGAUCCUCGACGACCCCACCCUGCAGCCCGUGCGACGACUCGUGUCCCUCGUUUAGCUUCUUCUCCCGGGAUAAGAAGCGGCUGGC